AUGAAUAUUCAAAUCGGUGGUGUUAGAAUCGGAGGAGUUAGGGUCGGCUGCGCAGAUGUACUGCGAGCGCGUGGAUCGGGCCCGGAAGCCGUGGCGUUCGCCCUCGAGUGCUCUCGCGUCAUUUCAAUCAGCGUGCCCGCGAGGGCUGGGGGCGUGGCGGCGCGGGGCGGCGCGGGGCCGGGAGGAGCAGAUCGGCGCGGAGGCGCGCGAAGGGCUGCGCGGUGGCCGGCGCAGCGCGGGCCUCUAUCGAUCGCGUCGGCGGCGGCGACGGAUGCUGGGGCCGGUAGUCGGGACCCGGGGACCGCGCUGGUGGCCUGCCCGCCCGCCCGCCGGCCGUGUGUGCUGCUGCCGCUGCCGUCGCCGCCGCCACGCCGCUCGCUCGUCGCUUGUCUAUCGCUCCGGUUAGUGCCGCGCCCGCCCCCGCGCGCGUUUCAUGCGACGCGCGACGCCCCCCGGGUGACUAACUGCUGCCCCUUGCGCUGGAUGCGCUCUGCUGGUCGGCGGAUUGAGGUUAGGUUUUGUUCUCCCUCCGCAACAGGGCCUCCAGGGGUGGUCGAAGAGCGCGGGCACUUCUUAUUCGGGGACGUAGCUUCCUCCCGUUGGGCGCGGGCCUUCUCCCACGGGAUGGGCGACAAAGGGAGCGCCCGUCCUGGAAGCCGUAAAGACAAACGCUGCCGUCAGUGGGCGAUCUGCAGGGCGUCGCACGCGCCGCGGGGCUCCGAGCUACAAUAG
Gryllus bimaculatus (two-spotted cricket) is the source of this 732-nucleotide messenger RNA. Lineage: Eukaryota; Metazoa; Arthropoda; Insecta; Orthoptera; Gryllidae. The record is from the annotation of a GenBank genome assembly.